AUUUUAGAAUUCAUUAAAGGCAUAGGUGUGAGCGUGUUUCGUAAUUACAAAAAGCACUUUGCGGUGGAAAUAAUAAAAGUGAGCAAGGUCUAUGGCCCAGUGUUUACUCUAUGGAUCGGACCCAUUCCAUUCAUAUGGCACGGGAAUCGUUUAACAAGAUUGAUUUUACCGGACGCCCUCUUUCCCAAU
Molecule: messenger RNA, 189 nt
Organism: Medioppia subpectinata
Lineage: Eukaryota; Metazoa; Arthropoda; Arachnida; Sarcoptiformes; Oppiidae
Source: the annotation of a GenBank genome assembly